Molecule: messenger RNA, 2184 nt
Organism: Salarias fasciatus (jewelled blenny)
Lineage: Eukaryota; Metazoa; Chordata; Actinopteri; Blenniiformes; Blenniidae
Product: palmitoyltransferase ZDHHC20-like
Exons: 12
Coding region: 7-1062 (351 amino acids)
Molecular function (GO): palmitoyltransferase activity
Source: RefSeq, a predicted model, not a curated record
UUAAAGAUGGCGCCUUCUCAUGCGCUGAGGUGCUGUAAACGGGUUAUAAACUGGGUACCUGCCGUCUUUAUUAAUCUGGUGGUCGGAUGGUCUUAUUACGCCUAUGUGGUGGAGCUGUGUGUGUACACAAUCACAAGUAAUGCAGAACGAAUUUGCUAUUUGAUCAUCUUUCAUAUUGCCCUCUUCCUGUUUAUAUGGGCGUACUGGAAAACCAUCUGGUCAAAACCAGCCAGCCCUUCAAAAGCAUUCGUUCUGCCCAGAGCAGAAAAGGAACUGUACGAACAAGAGGAGCGAGCCCAGGUACAGCAGGAGAUCCUCAAGAAAGUGGCCAAGAAUUUACCGAUUUACACACGCACAGCUGGAGGAGCCGUCCGAUACUGUGACAUCUGCCAGGUGAUCAAGCCUGACCGCUGCCAUCACUGCUCAACAUGUGAGAUGUGUGUGCUAAAAAUGGACCAUCACUGCCCCUGGGUCAAUAACUGUGUGGGGUUUUCAAACUACAAGUACUUUGUUCUGUUUCUGGCCUACGCGUCGCUCUACUGUUUAGUCAUUUGUGCAACGGUUGUCCAGUAUUUCAUCAAGUUCUGGACCAAACAGGAACCCAACACACACGCCAAAUUCCACAUCCUGUUCCUGUUUUUUGUGGCGGCCCUGUUCUUCAUCAGCGUGGUGUCGCUCCUCAGCUACCACCUGUGGCUGGUGGGGAAGAACAGAACCACCAUCGAGGCGUUCAGGGCCCCCGUCUUCGCAAACGGACCCGACAAGAACGGCUUUUCUCUGGGCUUCAGCCGGAAUGUAGCCGAGGUGUUUGGAGACCAGGCCAAGCACUGGUUCUUCCCUGUUUUCUCAGCUCUGGGAGACGGACACUCCUUUGUCACCAGAUUGGUGCACAUAGAUCCUGAACAAGCAAACAGCGUGCUCCAACAAAAUGGCAAAAGCCCUGCUGAUGGAGAGGCCAACUCCUGUGUGAUCGCUAACAACGUGCAACACACGGAGGAGCUCAGCAAAGAAAAGACUGACGGCGAACACACCGUCUCUGUAUCCGUGGAGAGCGAGCCAUAGAGGGUAAGAGGACACGUUUCCUUCCCCCGCCGCUUCGUCCCGCUCCCGUGUUAAUCCCUGCUCCGUCGGCGGCGGCAGGUCGCAGAAACACCCGCAGGCCACGUAUGACGCCUUAUACAAGCAGCGCCGCCGCAGGAGCCGUCCUCCACUCUCAUUCCACGCUCCGGGAAGAGCCUCCAACCAGCUGUUUCUGUUGCGCCGAGCGGUCCACCCAUCCUCCCUCCCAUGUCAUAUUGACAGAGGCUGUACAGCGGGCGUGCAGACCGCACCGGUCUGACGCCGAGGGGAUUUCGUCUUUGCUGCUUCGCCAAAGACUCUCAAACGUUUACUAUAAGGCUCCGUCGGCCAGUUUUCCGUCUGUAUUGUUUUUGUCAAGACACAAUAACCACUUUACACACUUGAGGAAAUUCAACCUUUUAUCAGUAUUAAUCGAAUGUUUAACGAUCGCAGCUGGAAGCGGGUUCUGUUUGUGGAGCUGAGGAAGUCAGAUUUACACGUUUAACACAAAAAGGUGAGACCCUUCCUCUGCUGUCGGCAUGUUUGAUCGGCUCUGAACUCCAAGCACAGUGCAAUUAUGAAGACCAGUAGUCACCUCUCACUUGGUCGCAAAUUUAGUUUACAUGUUUGAAUAUAUUUAUGGGAAAGUCUUUCUGUUUACACUUUUUACUGUAUUUAUUUGUUUUUGCAGUUACGUUUCUUUUCUAUACUGAGUAAAUGUGCAGAUUCAAGUUUAAAAUCUGAGGACCAAAUAUUUUUUUUAAUUUAAUCUCAUACCAAACAAAUACUUUAAGACAUGACUAAUCAAUGCUCUGUAGGGCUGAUAUGAUAAAAAAGAUUGCCAUUUUUUUCCUUAUUGCACUACAAAUAUUUACAACUUGCUUUAUUUUUCGCUUACAUACUUUAUCUUGCAAUUUAAACGCUUUGUUUGGCCUAUUAUUGUUUUGUCUUCAAUGCUUCAGGUCACUUCUGUUCCUUUAAUCUUCUCAAGGCACGGUGGAUUGGAGAGAGAUGUUUUUCUUAUCUGUUGGUGAAUUUAUUUAGUCCUGAUUUAACUGGUCUCAUCAUGAGGUUUUAUUGUGUUUGAAAGGCAAAGAGCACAAACGAAUUGACGCUUUAAAAAAA